CGUGACAUUUCAAGGUCAUAUCGCCCGGAUGUGCCCAAACGGCUGCGGCGGGGGAGCUGCAUCAGCGCCAGCACCUCCUCCGCCGUCCACCGAGCCGGCAGCAGAGCGCCGGUAAUCCAGAUGCUGCUCGACGGGCGACCGUGUCACGCGCUGGUGGACACGGGCUGCGAGGAGACCGUGGUGUUCGCGGGUUGUGUCGAUAAAUGGGAUCGAUGUGAGACAAACUUGACCGCGGUGAAUGGGAGUGCCGUGCGAUGCUGCGGGAGUGCAGAGGUGCUGCUGGAGGCACAAGGCCGGCGGGCGGUGGUCCGUGCUGUGGUAGUGGCGGAAAGGUUGUUGGGUGUUGACGUGCUGUUGGGCAUGACCGGGUUAGAGGCGCUGGGUGGUGUGUUUGUUAGUGGUGGAGAGGUGCGUUUUGGUGGUAAAGUGGUGACGGGGGAGCGUUCGGGGUGCGCCGGUGUAAAGGCAGAAUCGAGCGGUAUGUCGGCAGCGGUGUCUCAGGGGCGUGGUCCAGUGGACAGACAGAUCGAGACGGCUGAUUUUGUGGCUAAGUUCAGCGACGGAAAGUGGACAGUUUGGUGGAAGUGGGCCGACGGAAAGGAGCCAAAACAACUCAAGAAUACUGUGCCGCAAUAUCGCGUGCCGGCAGAGUCGCAGGAGCGGUUCGACGCAGAGUUACGGCUGUGGAUCGAGGAAGGGUGGCUGCAACCGUACAAUGAGCAGGAACACGGGCCGGUGCGUGGCCUAAUUCCGCUCAUGGCGGUCACCCAGGAAGCCAAGGACAAGGUCAGGCCGGUGCUCGACUACCGUGAACUGAAUGAGAACCUGGUGGCUCAUACGGCUGAAGCUGAUGUGUGCCGCGACCAGCUCCGCAAGUGGCGGCAACACGGCGACGAUGUGGCCGUCAUCGACCUGAAGAAGGCGUUUCUGCAGCUGCACGUGGCCCAGGAGCUGUGGCCGUUUCAGACGGUAAUCGUGGACGGCCAGCGACAUUGUCUGACAAGGGUCGGAUUUGGUCUCAGCGUUGCAAGCGGCAUCAUGCGAGCGGUAGUGCGGGAAGUUUUGGAUCAAAGUCCAGAGAUCGCAAAAGCAGUGCUCCCGUACGCUGACGACCUGCUCGUCAACGAGACGCUCAUCUCGGCUGAGCGGGUGGCCGAACAUUUUUCCGCAUACGGGCUCUCGUGUAAGCCACCGGAACGGGUAGCGGAUGAGGCCGGAGCCCGGAUGCUGGGGCUCCGAGUGAGACGGCAGUCUGGCGGUGACGGCACACUGAGAUGGUCUCGGGACGGCGUGACACCAGCUGAGCCACCCGGGGUGCUGACCAGGCGGUCAAUCUUCGCCUGGGCGGGUCAGCUAACCUCACACGUGCCCGUCGCCGGGUGGCUGCGGCCGGCCGCUGCCUGGCUGAAAAGGGCGGCGAACAAGGUCACCAAAGAUUGGGACUCACCGAUCACCGACGAUGACCUGCGCAAACAAGUCAGUGAUGUGGCCCGGCGGCUGGCAGAGUGUGACCCGGCACGAGGACAGUGGUGCGUCUCAGGAGACUCGGUGACGGUGUGGACUGAUGCCAGCUCCAUCGCCCGCGGCGUAGUGCUAAGUGACCCCACCACGGCGCUGGCUGACCGACAGGCCGUGCCCGACUGA
Molecule: messenger RNA, 1644 nt
Organism: Amphibalanus amphitrite
Lineage: Eukaryota; Metazoa; Arthropoda; Thecostraca; Balanomorpha; Balanidae
Exons: 3
Coding region: 121-1644 (507 amino acids)
Source: RefSeq, a predicted model, not a curated record